GAUGGGCAAAGACCGUAUCACCAAGCGCAUAAAAAAGAAGGAAUCCAAACAGUGUAACAGUAGGACGGACCAUUCCCUCGAGAAAAGCGAUAUUUUCGAAAGCGAUUCUCAGUUCCCGCCCCAAGAUGGCGCACAACUGCAGCCGUCUCGUGCACCUCGUGCUAUGGAAUCAAGAGGACAACUCAUUCUACAAAACAGCAUCGACUCAAACACGAGCGACGGAAGCAAGAAAUCGAAAUCUCGGCUUCGAGAAAUCGUCAAAAUGGGCGAGCAAGGUUAUGAAGCAUUUAUCGUCUUCGAAGUCAUCAGGACGUCAGACGUUACGCAUAACGAAGAUGUUGACGUUCGUUACCAUCGCGUUCGUGAUCAGUUAUCUCCCGCACCUGACCCUUAUGUUGUGGAGCAUGUUUGUAAGCAAGGAGGACGAGGACACCUUGCCCAAGGACAAUUUGUAUCAAAUUGUGUUCUAUUCAUUCCUUCUUAACAAUCUCGUGAACCCUUUCAUUUACGCGACCAUGGACGAGAAAUUUAAGACAGAGUUAAAAAAGAUAUUAAAAUGCGAGUUCUUAUAACUAUUAUAUUGUACUAUUAUAUGUCAAUACAGUAAUAUGCGUACUAAUUGAACACGUGUUGUGGUGCGCAUUUGCUUUCAUAGACCUGCUCACAUAUUCAAAUGUUUAAGUCAUCACAUUUUCUCAAACUAUAAAUUCUAUUAAAAAACGAAUAAGUACAGCACUGCA
Dreissena polymorpha is the source of this 740-nucleotide messenger RNA. RefSeq names its product thyrotropin-releasing hormone receptor-like. The record is from RefSeq and is a predicted model, not a curated record. Gene Ontology annotation, biological process: G protein-coupled receptor signaling pathway. Bases 126 to 572 code for a protein of 148 amino acids. The transcript has a single exon. NCBI's taxonomy places the organism in Eukaryota, Metazoa, Mollusca, Bivalvia, Myida, Dreissenidae. Gene Ontology annotation, molecular function: G protein-coupled receptor activity. Gene Ontology annotation, cellular component: membrane.